UUAGACAAAGGACUGAGGAUUCUGCAAAAGUGAUCUGGCCAUUCUCUCCAUACUCUCCAUUUUCACGCUCUAUAAAAUGAUGACCCAUCUUAAGCUUCAGAGCCAAACACGUUGUAGAAAAGGGUUCCAAGCCACUCGCCAUUACAAAACUGAAAAGACCGAGAAUGGCUGCCACUGUGUACCCUCCCAGUAUGUGGAAUGACGAUGCAAUUAACUCUCUUACAGAGAUUCACAUGCCUUUGGAACACCACAAACACAUUGAAGCACUGAUAGAAGAUAUUAGAAAUAUGUUCCAGUCUAUGGAGGAUGGAAAACUAAACCCAUCUGCAUAUGACACUGCAUGGAUAGCCAGAAUAGCAUCCAUUGACAACCCUUCCCAACCUCAGUUUCCACAAACGCUGAACUGGGUUGUCUGCAAUCAGUUGAGUGAUGGAUCUUGGGGAGGAGAACCAUUUUACUUAUCACAUGAUAGACUUCUUAUUACUCUUUCAUGUGUCAUUGCACUUAGAAUAUGGAAGCUGGGAGAGACGCAAGUGCAAAAGGGAAUUGAUUUUGUUAACUAUCAAACCUCGCUCUCUUUAGAUGAAAGAGGGUAUGGCAAUCAGCCAAGUGGAUUUGUGAUUCUCUUUUCUUCUUUGUUGAAGGAAGCUAAUGCUCUAAAUCUGGGUAUUUCCAAUGAAUUACCAUUCAUUCAAAGAAUUCUUGCAAUAAGGGAAGCUCAGCUUAAAGAGAAUGAUAUGGGUAUUUUAUAUAACCUACCGACAUCUCUUUUCCUUUCGUUGGAGGGAUUACAAGAGGUUAUAGAUUGGAGAAAAGUAUUGAAGUUCUAUCCAAAGGAUGGAUAUAUGUUAGGCUCCCUAGCAUCCACUGCCUGUCUUUAUAUGCACACAGGAGACAAAAUAUUUCUGGAAUUCAUUAACUCUGUUGUCACAAUUUGUGGAGACCACGUGCCUUGUGUUUAUCCUUCUGAUCUCCACGAGCGCCUUCUUGCCGUUGACACUGUUGAACGUCUUGGAAUUGGUCGCUAUUUCAAAGAGGAAAUCAAACAUGCAUUGGAUUAUGUAUACAGAUUUUGGUCUAAUGGAGGCAUCGGAAGGGGAAGAAACGAUACCAUUGUAAAUGUAAAUGAUACGGCUAUGGGCUUUAGGAUCCUGAGAUUGCAUGGCUAUGAUGUAUCUGCAGAGGUUCUGAAAAUUUUUGAAAAUGAGAAAAGAGAGUUCUUUAGUUUUGCUGACAAAACACACAGAGGGGUUGAAGAUAUGUUGAGUCUUUAUAAAUGCUCCGAAAUAGGUUUUCCUGGAGAAACGGUAAUGAAAGAAGCAAAAACCUUCACGGCAACUUACCUGCGAAAUCUUCGUGAAACGAAUAAUUCUUUUGCUCUUGCAAGAGAUGUCAGUGGGUCUUUCGCUGUGGACUACGAGUUGAAAUAUGGAUUCCAUCGGAGUUUGCCCAGACUAGAGGCAAGAUUUUAUAUAGAAGGCUCGUGGCUUUCAAAUAAAACUUGGCUAGCGAAGACCUUCUAUAGGUUGCCUUAUAUGAACAAUGAAAAGUAUAUUGAGCUGGCUAAAUUGGACUUCAAUGCAGUACAGUCCAUACACCAAAAAGAGCUUCAACAAGUCCAUAAGUGGUGGAUAGAUUCUGGCUUUAGGAAGUUGAAAUUUACUCGGGAGAGGCAUAUAGAGAUAUAUUUCGUGGUGGCAGCUGGCAUGUUUGAACCUGAUUAUGGCGAUUGUAGAAUUGCAACUACAAAAGUUGGUUGUCUUAUUGUUAUUCUUGAUGAUCUAUAUGAUAAAUAUAGCUCUUUUGAAGAGAUUAUGUUAUUCAAUGAAGUAUUUGAGAGGUGGGAUUUAUAUAUGUUAGAUCAUAUGUCAGAGCAUAUAAAAAUUUUCUUCCUUGGAUUAUACAAUACAAUCAAUGAGUUAGCUGAGAAAGCAUGUAAGGUGCAAGGAAAUGAAAUGCUUGAAUACUUCAAAAAAAUGUGGAAGGUUCAACUUGAAUCUUUUACAAAAGAAGCAGAGUGGUCUAAGCAUAAGCAUGUUCCUAGAUGGGAUGAGUACAUAACUAUAUCCAAAGUUUCAAUAGGUUUUGGUACAAGUAUUCUCACUUCCAUCCAUUUAAUGGGAGAAGUUAUUACUGAUAGUAUUCUAUGCCAAAUUGAUGAGAGAUCAAAAGCUCACUAUCUUGUGUGCUUAUCUACAAGGCUAGUUAAUGAUACCAAAACAUUCAAGGCCGAAAGAGAAUAUGGCGAGUUGGCUUCUGCGAUAGAAUGUUAUAUGAAGGACAAUCCUAGAGCCUUGGAAGAAGUAGCUUUAGACCAUGUCUAUGAUGUCAUUGAAGAUGGACUUACUGAAUUGAACCAAGAAUUGUUCAAAUAUGUUGAAUUGCCAAGUUGCUUUCAAAAUUUACUUCUCAAUUAAGCAAGAUUGUCACAACUUAUCUACAUGAAAACAGAUGCAUUUAAUAGAUCUAUUCAAGAUAAGAAAGAUAUGGUGGAAAAAUGCCUUUUCCAAAGGGUCAAAUGAGAAGUCUCAUGUUGGUAAUGACUACACAUGUAAUAGAAAAAUGUACUAGUGUGUUGUCAACAAUUUGUGGAAUUGAACAUGUGCUACAAGUAGAAGUCUUACAUGCUUCAAGAUUAGAAUGUUAGAUAUCAAAUAAAUUUUUCUUCACCAUGAGAUUUAAUUAUAUGGCCAUUACAAUUUUAUUUACUUCACAAAAGCUUUAUAAUGUAAUAAUCAU
This is a messenger RNA of Cryptomeria japonica (Japanese cedar), 2739 nucleotides long. RefSeq names its product bifunctional levopimaradiene synthase, chloroplastic. Bases 165 to 2417 code for a protein of 750 amino acids. The record is from RefSeq and is a predicted model, not a curated record. The transcript has 14 exons. Gene Ontology annotation, biological process: diterpenoid biosynthetic process. Gene Ontology annotation, molecular function: terpene synthase activity; magnesium ion binding. NCBI's taxonomy places the organism in Eukaryota, Viridiplantae, Streptophyta, Pinopsida, Cupressales, Cupressaceae.